Papaver somniferum (opium poppy) is the source of this 630-nucleotide messenger RNA. Its product is annotated as DEAD-box ATP-dependent RNA helicase 45-like. The transcript has a single exon. Lineage: Eukaryota; Viridiplantae; Streptophyta; Magnoliopsida; Ranunculales; Papaveraceae. Gene Ontology annotation, molecular function: ATP binding; RNA binding; RNA helicase activity. Bases 1 to 630 code for a protein of 209 amino acids. The record is from RefSeq and is a predicted model, not a curated record.
AUGAAGUUUGCUAAAGUGUUGGGUAUCCGGUCUGUUCCCGUUAAUGGAGGCUCACAAACCAACAAACAGAUCAAUGCCUUAAAGAAUGGAGCCGAGAUUGUUAUUUGUACUCCGGGUAGGAUGAUCGACUUUCUAUGUAAAAAUAAUGGGAGAAUGAUAAACCUUCAUAAGGUUACUUAUCUUGUUUUGGAUGAGGCUGAUAGAAUGUUUGACAUGGGUUUUGAACCUCAAAUAACUCACAUUGUUCAAAGUACACGACCUGGUCGCCAGAUUAUGCUCUUCUCUGCCACAUUUCCGCGUACAGUUGAGCAACUGACACUCCAGAUACUGACUAAGCCUGUCGAGAUACAGGUAGGAGGAAGGAACGUAGUGAACAAGGAUAUAAUCCAGUUGGUUGAGGUGAUACCAGAGAGUGAAUGGUUUCUAAGGUUAUUGGAGCUCCUUGGAAAAUGGUACGAGAAGGAUUUCAGGAAUGAUGUCAGUAAGAUAUUGAUUGCCACAAGCGUUGCUGCUAGGGGAUUAGAUGUGAAGGAGCUUGAACUGGUCAUCAACUUCCAUGUCCCAAACCAAUAUGAAGACUACAUCCAUCGUGUUGGUAGGACAGGUAGAGCCGGAAGGAAAGAAUCAUGA